AUGCAGAUAUGCCCGCUACAGUUAGUUGAAGAAGAGACCGGCGCUGCCAAGUACAUGGGUUUGUCGUCUCCGGCCAUGACGACGACGACCGUCGGCGCAAGAUCGGCCUCGGUUGUGGUAGGUUUGAUAGUCACAGGCUUGUCUUCAGCUUCAAUUGGCGAGUUGGAAGAUUGUUUCCGGCGUGAACAAACCAGAAUAAUUAAUGAUAUGGUGAUGAGUCCUAACAUCAAACCUAAGCUGAUAAAGAGGUAA
This is a messenger RNA of Ilex paraguariensis (yerba mate), 252 nucleotides long. The record is from the annotation of a GenBank genome assembly. NCBI's taxonomy places the organism in Eukaryota, Viridiplantae, Streptophyta, Magnoliopsida, Aquifoliales, Aquifoliaceae.